This is a messenger RNA of Hordeum vulgare subsp. vulgare (domesticated barley), 1800 nucleotides long. Its product is annotated as tryptophan aminotransferase-related protein 3-like. Bases 51 to 1502 code for a protein of 483 amino acids. The transcript is spliced from 5 exons. NCBI's taxonomy places the organism in Eukaryota, Viridiplantae, Streptophyta, Magnoliopsida, Poales, Poaceae. Gene Ontology annotation, biological process: amino acid metabolic process. Gene Ontology annotation, molecular function: transaminase activity; carbon-sulfur lyase activity. The record is from RefSeq and is a predicted model, not a curated record.
CUAUAAAGCUGUGUGUCACCAGGGGUACCGGCUGUGAACACAGCCAAACAAUGGAGUCCGCCUUUCCAACAGCAGCGCGGCUCAGCCUCCAUUUCCUCCUCUACUCAUCCCUGCUCCUCAACGCCCUCUUCGUCGCGCACCUCUUCCUCUCCGCCCCGCCGGCGCAGUCCCCGCUUCUCAGCGAGGUCAACAACGACGGUGGCAGCGGCGCGCUGAGCUGGGCGCUACGGGCGGCCAGGGAUGCCGAGUCCGUGGCCGCGGUUGGUUGCUCCGGCCACGGCCGCGUGUUCGUGGAUGGCAUCGUCGGCGAGGACGGGCGGCCCGGGUGCGAGUGCAACACCUGCUUCGAAGGGCCGGACUGCUCCGUCCGGACGCCCGACUGCACCGCCGACGCCGACAGCGGGGACCCGAUGUUCCUGGAGCCGUACUGGAUGCGGCACGCGGAGGCCAGCGCCGUGGUGCUCUCGGGGUGGCACCGCAUGAGCUACAGAACCACCGACGGCCUCUUCCAGUCCGUCGAACUCGAGCGCUGCAUCAGGCGGCUGCACCGGGCCGUCGGCAAUGCCGUCGCCGACGACAAGCAAAUCGUCUUCGCCUCGGGCUCCUCGCAGCUGAUCAACGCGCUAGUGUACGCCCUGUCUCCAGCCAGUAACUCCGGCUCGACGGCCAGCGUGGUCGCCACCACGCCGUACUACCCGGCUUACAGAACACAGAUCGUGUUGUUCGACAGCCGGGAGUACAAAUGGGGCGGGAACACCUCCAAGUGGGCCAACGCGUCGGGGAACUCAACCACCACCGAGGACAUCAUCGAGUUCGUGACGUCGCCGAACAACCCCGACGCCGUGCUCCACCAGCCCGUCGUCGGCGGCUCGUCGGCGAUCCUCGACCACGCCUACUUCUGGCCGCACUUCACGCACAUCCCCGCGCCCUCCGACGAGGACGUCAUGCUCUUCACCACCUCCAAGCUCUCCGGCCAUGCCAGCAGUCGCUUCGGGUGGGCGCUGAUAAGGAACGAGAAAGUGGCCAAGAGGGUCAACGACUACAUGAUACAGAACACCAUGGGCGCGUCCCGCGACACCCAGCUCCGGAUGCUCGCCAUCUUCAAUGCCAUAGUGGCCAACCUGCACGGCAAGGAGGACAUCUUCGCCUUCGGGCACGACGUGAUGACAGCCAAAUGGCGCAAGCUCAGCGCCGUCGUGUCGCGCUCCCGCCGGAUCUCCCUGCAGAACAUCCCUCCCCAGUACUGCACCUACUUCGACAAGAUCAGAGAGCCAUCCCCAGCUUAUGCGUGGGUCAAGUGUGAGAGGGAGGAAGACGGCGACUGCUCCGACGUGCUGCUCAAGGCCAAGAUAAUCACACGCUCCGGCGUCUGGAACGACGCUAGCAGCCGCUACACGAGGAUAAGCCUCAUAAAGUCCCAGGACGACUUCGAUAUGCUCCUCGAGAGGAUCACAGAAUUUGUCGAUGCCGAGCACAGCGUGGCUGGUUCCAACUCCAUUUGAUGCCCCAUGUUAAUAUACAGAAACGGGUCAAGAAAAUGUAAUUAUACAGAAGGUGUGUAUUUGGAUAGGACGGGUACCAAAAGUACGACGUCCACCGGUCAGCUACGUGUUGAUUAUGUCCUACACUAGGUGAUGAUCGGGGAGCACACGUUGUGGAUGGAAAUGAACGAACAACACUGGAAUGAUCAGCUAUGCGUUGAUUGUUCUCAGUGUGUGCUACUUAGAAAAAUGUUCCCAUGCUGUAUUGAGUGGAGGAAUAAUGAGCACAUACUAUGCUUAGAAACUAGUGUUACAUUAA